GAGGCGUGUUCGCGCGGGGCGCGGCCCUGUGAGCUAGUGGGGCGUCUCCCGCCGCAGAGCGGCGGCUGGGGUUUCGCGGAGCCCGCACCUGGGAGCGCACCGCGAUGGGGCCGGGCUGAGCCUCCCGCCGCCGCCCGCAGCCAAGCGAGCAGCGCGGUCCCCAAUGGAGGGCCCGGCGGAGCUCGGCGCCGAGGCGGUGCUGCGCUUCCUCGCGGAGCGCGGGGGCCGGGCCCGGCACGCCGAGCUGGUGCAGCACUUCAGGGGUGCCCUGGGCGGCGAGCCCGAGCGGCGCGCCCACUUCAAGGAGCUGGUCAAUGCCGUGGCCACUGUUCGCACCGACCCCGCCGACGGCUCCAAGUAUGUACACCUUAAAAGGAGGUUCUGCGAAGGCCCACAGUCACCCAAGGCCGCGCCCCCUCGGGACCUGCCCCGCAUUUCGGUGACUGCAGAGCCCGAGCCCCACGGAGGCGGUGACCCUGAGGAUUCGGACAACCCGGCCAACAGCCGGGAGAGCGGGUUGUGCCCUGAGGCGGGUCCGCGCAGUGAGGCCGGCGAUGAAGAGUCUUCCUCCGCCGCGCUUGGGCCGCCCCUGCACGGCGGGGCCCGGAGAAAGAACUCGCGGCGCGGCGCGCAGCCUCCGGCCCGAGCACCAACCCCCGAGCCCAGCGAGGACCUGGAACCCCAGCCCCAGGUCUGCGAGGAGGCGGACGGAGGGAGCUCUCCCGGGGGAACCACCACCCCCAGGUCUACUCGCCAGAACCUCCGGGACCUUGUGAUGGGUAACUCCCCGCAGCUGAAGAGGAGCUGCUCUGGGGGAGGACGCGGCAAAGGCGGGGGCGACUCGGACAGCGCUUCCGUUGCUUCGUCGUCGGCCGAGGAGGAGAUGAGCAGCGGGGCCUCGGUGACGCUGGACCCUUUAGAACACGCCUGGAUGCUCUCCGCCUCGGACGGCAAGUGGGACAGCCUAGAAGCGCUGCUCACCUGUGAGCCUGGCUUGCUGACCAAGCGGGACUUCAUCACCGGCUUCACUUGCCUGCACUGGGCAGCCAAGCACGGCCGACAGGAGCUCCUGGCCAUGUUAGUCAAUUUCGCCAACAAACACCAGCUGCCAGUGAACAUCAACGCCAAGACGAGUGGAGGCUACACCGCCCUGCACUUGGCAGCCAUGCAUGGGCACGUGGAGGUGGUGAAGUUGCUGGUGGGGGCCUACGACGCAGACGUGGACGUGAGGGACUACAGUGGGAAGAAGGCCUCGCAGUAUUUGAGUCAGAGCAUCGCGGAGGAGAUCAAGAACCUGGUAGGAGCCCUGGACGAGGACGAUGGUGAAAGUGCCACAGGCAGCGGGGGUGGGCGCUGGAGGCUUUCAAAAGUGCUUCCUUCCCACCUGAUCACCUACAAACUCUCGCAUGUCCUGGAGGAUGGAGGGGAUCACCACCACCACCACCACCACCACCUGGCUGAGGGAUCUGCAGGAGGCAAAGCAAAGGACCCAGGUCGCAAAGCCUCUGGCAGCUCUAGUGGGCGAAUAAAACCCAGACUCAACAAAAUCCACUUCAGAACCCAGAUCAUCCACACCACACCCUUUUUCAGAGAUCCGGAGCAGCCCCUGGAAGAGGGGGAGCAAGAAGAAGAGGAUCGAUCUCUUAAAGGCCACUUACCCUCAUUCAAAUUGAGACCGAAGUCCAAUGUAUUUGGAUAAAAAUAAUUUUUUAGAAAAUUCUAAGGGUUAUUUGUCUGAACUACAAUACUAGAGGCAGGCGAGUAAACGAGACCAGAAAAGACUUAGGCUAAAUCAGGCAUUCUGGCUUUGGGGGGUUGGAGUCGGGGAGGGCUGAAGGAGGGGAGUUUCGCCUGCCUACUAUUCUGAGUGAGGUGGCUUUCCAAACGAUUCAUCAAACCUUGCCCUAGGCUUCUUUUCUCCAUGCCAUUCCUCUGUUUGUAAAGACUAUAGAUGUAUCUAAAUUGGAGGUACAGAAUUGAUGACUGAGGGUUUCUUUGAUUUGACCAUUAUUGGAUGCCAUGCUAAGUGAGGAAUAUUGCUCGUUCAUGAUUGUUAAAAGUGGUUACUCUUCCAAAAACAAAAUAUGCAAAUUGUAAUGAAACUGGUAAUAUUUGUUAAGUUUGAACAAAAACUAAUUACAUUUGCUUUUUAAGAUUUUUACAAAGGUCCAGGUAAGAGUUGAAAUGCAAAGAUUCUAAUUAGAAAAUGAAUAAAAAUGGGAAUCCUUUUGUAUUGUUAAGUGUUCACCUGUUUUUGAAAAGCAAUUUCAGCUUUCAUCACUGAACUAAAGAAAUAAACAACAUUCACUUUUAGUUAAUCUGCAGUAUGCUUUCCUCUUAACUAUCAUACUGCACUUAGUAUUAAGGUGCAUUACUAAUAACUAUCCAAAUUUUUAUUUAAAGAAAAUACCUUGAACAACCUACGGUACUUUUAAGUAAAAUAUUGCGUGUGGUUCCGAUUCUCACUGACUUGUUUUGCUAUUCUAAAAGUCUAAAUUUGCUGAAGUUUUUAUUCUGGGGUUAUAUAACCAUUCUUUCUAUUUGACAUGAUCCUAUUAUAGUUGAUGAAGCUUAUAUUUGAAGCCUACAGAACUGUUUCUGGUUUAGAUGAUUAGCAAAAAUUGGCAUAAGUACGUGAACCUAUGCUUCUCUCAAGUAAUUAUUAAAUCAAUCUAAGGUACACUUUUUGUUUUACUAAUAAAACAUGCUCAUAGUUUAUGCUUUUUAGCAAUAUUGUGCAAAUAUUUAAAAUACUAAAUCCUUUCAAUUUUUCAUUUUUUCCUUGAAUCUAAAUAGACAUACAGUGAAGUUAAUGAGAAGCUGGAUGGUAACUCUACCCAGUUAAAAAUGGCACUUUAUAAAAGGGAAAAGAGAAGAGAUUGUACUAUUUCUAUAUUUAAAUACUACUGGCUAUUGAAUUUCUUUUCAUGUAAGUGAAAAAUACCAGUCAUCAAAAUUAAAAACUUACACAUGAUUCUUAAUUACAUUCCAUUCAAAUACAUUAGUGUGAAUAUUUUAUAAUUGUAAAAUUUAACUCACAAGCAAAUUAAAUCUAUUUGUAGCAAGAUUCAAAACAACUUUCCUGGGAGACUAAUUCCACAAGUCCUUCUUUAGUUUUUUUGGUCUCAUUAUUGAUGAAACAAGUACCUGCAGCUUAUAGAGAUUAAGAGGUGAGUUGACUUGCAGAGUGAAUGAACCAAUAUAUGAAUUGUAUACCACUGCAGUCUUUAGAGAGGUCUUAGAUCUUUAAUUUCCCCAAGUCAUAGAAAUUUGUAACAAGUUUAUCACACAUCUCUAGAGUGAAUUUGUUUAAAGAUUAAUGAAUAUUCACAUAAAAAAUAUAAACUAUUAUCCAUUUAUGUGCCUUUAUUUUUUUAGGAUUAUGGAAAUGGGGCCAUAUACAUUUGAGAAGCACUUUUUCCAUACAUAUGGGUGAAAAUCUAAUUUUGUAUAAAUUAAAAGUAGAUUCCUUGAAGGUGAAAGCCACUAUUUGCUCUGAAUCUUAUACGCAUUACCUAUAUCUAGUGAAGAAUAAGCUAUACCUUCCCACUGAAGAAUCUUAUCUUUCAUUGACAUGUAAAGCUAAAGUGAACUAUAAAGAAUAGACACUUCAGAACCACCUCAAUAUUCUAUUAAACAAUCAGUAUUAAGCUCUUAAAUGUGUAUGUUACUAAUUGCACAAAAAUCUGUAAUUUGCUAGAUCUUUAGAGAUUGAGCUGAUAAUUCAUAUAACUUCCUUUUCACAGAGAUUUUAACUUUUCUGAUAAAAUUGACUUUAAAUUUUUAAAAAUCAUUCCUGAGGGAAAACUUGUACAUUCCUUGUCACAGUGUGCUCAUGUAGCAUUUUCAGCUACUUAAUUCUAAUUCCUCUUAUUUUUCAAUUUCCAAUUUAAGAUUAUACAGAGCAAAUUAUUUGUGUAAUUUGAUAUCUGUGAAGUUGUAUUUACCAUUAAUGGAAAUUAUGUCAGUUACUUAGAUGGAAGGAAACUCAAGAAUGUCUGUGUGUUCUUUUAUAGGUACAUUUGAAACUAAUGAAUGUAUGUCAUAGUUCUCUUCACAUUUAUGGUAUAUAAAAUGCAACCAGCUUAUAUAACUUGAAAAUCUGGUACUAUUUUAUUCAUACCUUAAAUUGGGGUGUCCAGGAUGCCUUGUCUUUUAUUUUUUAAAUAAGUGAAACUUUGGGAGCUUAGAAUGUAAAAUUUAAGGUUUGUUUUGUCAAAAUAAAAGGUUCAUACUAGA
Molecule: messenger RNA, 4239 nt
Organism: Pipistrellus kuhlii (Kuhl's pipistrelle)
Lineage: Eukaryota; Metazoa; Chordata; Mammalia; Chiroptera; Vespertilionidae
Gene: SOWAHC
Product: sosondowah ankyrin repeat domain family member C
Exons: 1
Coding region: 164-1699 (511 amino acids)
Molecular function (GO): protein binding
Source: RefSeq, a predicted model, not a curated record